AUGGGGUUUCUGGGGGUGGUAGGUGGUGCUGUAAUAGUCGCAAUUUGCCACAGCAUAAUCGUGUUUUGCAAUGACCGGCAGCAACAGCAAAGGCGUCAGAGUAGAAACGCGACUACUACUGUUAAUAUUAUUAACCCAAUUCCAUUUCCAAGGCGGGAGGGCGGAGAGCGGAACGACGUCGUUGUAAUGGAUGCCAGGUUGGACCAUCCAACGGUCCACGUGAAUGCGGUUCAAUCCAAGGGCUCAAAGGAAGAAGUGUGCGCUGUCUGCUUAGGGGAGUUCACACAAGGCGAAGGGGUCCGCGUGCUCCGCGAUUGCUCCCACAUGUUCCACGUGUCAUGCAUUGAUACGUGGCUGGGAAUCCACCCCAACUGCCCGCUCUGCCGCGCCACUGCCCGUCCGCCGCCGCCGCCGCCACCACCUGAACUCAGUGCCUAUUUGGUGUGA
Molecule: messenger RNA, 447 nt
Organism: Andrographis paniculata
Lineage: Eukaryota; Viridiplantae; Streptophyta; Magnoliopsida; Lamiales; Acanthaceae
Product: E3 ubiquitin-protein ligase EL5-like
Exons: 1
Coding region: 1-447 (148 amino acids)
Biological process (GO): protein ubiquitination
Source: RefSeq, a predicted model, not a curated record